AUGGCCAACAAUGUCGAAAUAAUUCCAUUUGCGAGCCAAGAAAAUGAAAGGGAUGGCGCACACAAUUGUCACGAGCAAACAUCCAGUUUUUGCCCUCCUCCGAACAAGAGAGACGAACAAGCUACCACGAGCAAUACAAUGCGUCUUUGCAAAAUCAUUGUAGCAAGACCGAAAUUUGCAUUUGGAGUUGCUCUCUCUGUGCAUGUGGUUUUGCUGCUUCUUACAGGUGGCUUACUAAUUUCUGGAUAUGACAUACUACCUGUAAAUUUUGGUGAACUACCGUUAGACUUACCUAAAGAUCCGACAAAAUUGCGUGAUGCUUGGAUAUAUGCAACAGAAAAUGAAGAAAUUAGUUCGUUGAGCACUGAUCAACUUGCUAGGGGAAACGAGCACAUACCAAUCAACUUAUUCUAUGGUGCUGAAAAUGUAUUCACUCAAAAAAAUUUGCAAAUCAUUAAGGACUUUGAAGAUAUUUUGUUUGCAAACUCAGAUUAUCAGAAUGAAUUCUGCUUACUCCAAGGCACUGGUACUAUGGAUCGAAGAUGUGCAAAACCAUUGUCUAUUUUGAGGUUCUUUGAUGGCACUUAUUCUGCUAUUGAUGCAACAUUCUAUGAUCCUAACUUUGAAAAUAUUCCUAAGGUUCUCUAUGCUGAUAAUGAACAGAAAAGCAGUGCCAUUCUCAACUUUCACUUGGCUAAAGAUUCCAGAAUCUCAGCUACCGAGGCAAUUUCAUCAUAUACAAGGACCUUGUUACCUGUAGGUUUACCUCUUAAGGGUUACCAUAGCAGCAAUGACCGUAAACAAGAACAAAAACAUAAACUGGAUGAAAUGAUUGUGAACACAUUUCGUACAAAAUUUGAGCAAAGUUAUGAUCAUGGUAUUAAAGGUAUUAACUUUAUUUACUUCCACCGGUCUUUAUUUACUGCAGCUCUUCAAAGCCAAAUCAUUUAUGACAUGAUGCUAGCUGUUGCCAGUCUUUGUUUCAUCUUUAUAUUUUGCUGGUUUCAAACUGGUUCAUUAUGGAUUACAUUCUGGGGCAUUUUCAGCAUAUUUUCAAGUUUUAACAUCACCAAUCUGCUGUACAGAAUCAUCCUGGAUUUCAGAUAUUUUGGAAUUUUCCAUGUCAUGUCCGUUUUCAUAAUUUUGGGUAUUGGCUCAGAUGAUAUCUUUGUAUUCCUGGACACUUGGAAGCAAAGCUACUAUCUCAAAUAUGAAAGCUGUGCUCAUCGACUAUCAGAUGUUUAUCGGAAGUCUGCAAAGACCAUGUUUGUGACAACUAUAACUACAGUUGUUGCAUUUCUUUCCAAUGCUCCUUCACCAUUGUUGUCCAUAUCAUCAUUUGGAAUUUUUUCUGCAUUAUUAGUAUUUGUGAACUACCUGUCAACAAUUUUAUUUUUUCCGACCGUUCUUGUUUAUCAUCAUUUUGAACGCAGUGGUUAUUGCUGCUGUUUUGCUUUCAAAUGUCUGCAGUCGUCAGAGAGCGAUGAGAAUGAGUCCGACAACGAUCAACGCUUAUUCCCAACAAAAAGAAAGAGCGUAUUGGAUAGUGUAAUAUGGUUUUUUCAUGGCUGGUUCUUCGAAAAGAUUGUGACUCAAAAAUACGUUCGCUGGUUAAUUCUUAUUGUAUUUGGUGUAACUAUUACCACGGCUGUUGUGUUUGCUACCAAACUCGUGCCAGCUAAAGAGCAGACAAAGGUGUGGCGCAGUGAUACAAACUGGGCAAAGUAUAAUGUUUUGAACAAUAACGUUUUCAGAAGUAGUCAAGAGGAUUAUGUCGUUGUCGUUAAUAUAAUUUGGGGAUUGAAAGAACAAGAUCGAAGUGAAUGUCAUCACACGGAUUUCAAAUGCAAAGGAAAUACUGUUUUUGAUCAAAGUUUUGAUAUUAAUCCACCUCCUUGUCAGAUAUCAAUGCUUAAUUUAUGUAAAAGUUUGAAACACGCGACGUCCGAAGAUGCACGCAAAUUGAGGUUGAGGAGAAAUGAUGUAACUGGUGAAUAUGAAAUCAUUUGCGUCUUCGAAAGGAUGAAUGAAUAUUUGAAGGAAGAAGCAAAGAAAAGGAAAUAUCCCAAUAAUUCCGACUUCUCCUUUGUUGUGAAUGCGAACAAAAUGCAUACAUUGAUGGAAAAUAACAAAGAUCUUUACAAUGUUUCCCUCUUUUCCGAUUCCUACUUCCGUUACUUCGAAGUCGGCUUAGGUUAUUUUAUCACUGAUGGUGGAUCACGUGACUAUUCAAACUCGUUUGACUUUAAGAAGUAUCACAGUUUCUUGGGAACUGCUCAUUUUCCGACUUUAUCAAGAAACGCUUCUAGAAAUGCGUAUCUGCAAGGUAAAAUGCACGACUAUCGCUUGAUGUAUGUAUCAAUUGCUGUAAAUACGACUCUAAGCGUGUCUUCACUCGGCUACCAAGAAGGCUUGCCCAUAUAUAGGAAUUGGGAAAACUUUGUUUCAACGAAGAUGAAAGAUUUUCCAUCUUCUUGCAAAAAUGCUUUCCAAGCAACUGUCUAUCAAGACUUUAAUGUUUGGCAUUGGGUCAAGGUGCAAGAGAUUCUCGUCUUGAAUGCAUUAACUGGAAUAAUCAUCGGGAUAACUCUAUCUCUUGUCAUCUUGGUUUUAAUGACAACAAAUGUCUACAUUGGAUUCAUAGCAGCAUUAACCAUGGCCAUGAUUACAACUUCAGUACUUGGUGUUAUAAGCAUGAUUGGUUGGACGCUUGGACCUUUGGAAUCUUUAAAUCUUACAUUGGUUGUGGGCUUGGCUGUUGAUUAUGUGGUGCAUUUGGCUGAGGGUUAUAUUCAAGCAGUCGAAAGAACGAGAACGAAUAAAGUGCGCUAUGCGUUAUCGCACGUUGGAGUUUCGGUAUUAUCUGGCGCUUGCUCGACUCUUGGUGCAUCGAUUUUCAUGUUAGCGGCUAAAAUUUUAUUCUUCGUGCAAUUUGGAAUUUUCAUAUUUGCCACAAUAGGAUUCUCUAUUCUCUAUUCGCUUUUCCUUUUUCCUACUGUGAUGGCUUGGAUUGGACCCGAGGGUAAAACUGGAUCCCUUUUGCCUUUAUGGAAAAGUCUGAAAGAGGUUUUCCGUGGUCAAACCAACAAACACACGGAUUGCGUAUAUUGUGAUGGUAAGGGGUUCUAUACAAAAGGAACAUGCGAUGGGUUUUCUGGCAAAGAAACCCGUGAUCUUUAAAAGGUGUUAAAUGGAAUUCGUAGAAAACAAUUUAACAUUUACGUCAAUAAUAUUUAUAUUUAUAAAUGUUCUGAUGAUCUACAACAGGGG
Molecule: messenger RNA, 3270 nt
Organism: Xenia sp. Carnegie-2017
Lineage: Eukaryota; Metazoa; Cnidaria; Anthozoa; Malacalcyonacea; Xeniidae
Product: protein dispatched homolog 1-like
Cellular component (GO): membrane
Source: RefSeq, a predicted model, not a curated record